CUAACCAUGGCCCAGGUAGAAAAACGGGGAGGUUUGCUCCGGAAAUCUUCAGCCUCCAAAAAACCACUAAAGGAAAAAGUAGUGCUGAUGUAUGAUGAAAUCUUUAUGACAGAAGACCCCAGUAAGUGCAGUCCUCGGUUUUGGGAAGAGCUCUUCCUCAUGAAGGUGAAUUUAGAGUACCUAGAAGGCAAGCUGGAAUCUCUUGAUGGUGAGGAGUUAAUGAAGAUCAAGGACAAUAUUAAUUGCUUAUUUCAACACUGCAUUCAGGCUCUGAGAGAGGAGCAUCCAAUUCGAGUUGUGAAUGCAUUGCAGACCUUGUGUGCACUUAUUCGAGGAGUCCAUCAAAAGAAUAAGUCUACUUCUGGGUUUGACAUCAUCAACAUGCUGAUGGGCUUUGACAAGGCAGAGCUGUGCAUGAAGAACUUGAUGGAGAGUUUGGAUUCAUUGCUUUGUGCAGAAGGUUCUGAAAGUCUGAAGAGUUUAUGUCUGAAACUUCUUCUUUGCUUAGUGACUGUGACAGACAAUAUCAGCCAGAACACUAUCCUGGAGUAUGUAAUGAUCAACAGCAUAUUUGAAGCAAUUUUACAGAUACUCUCCCACCCCCUAAGUCGUAGAGAGCAUGGGUAUGAUACUGUUGUCCUGUUGGCUUUAUUGGUAAACUACAGAAAAUAUGAGUCUGUGAACCCGUAUAUUGUGAAGCUCUCCAUUGUGGAUGAUGAGGCCACCCUCAACGGAAUGGGGCUUGUGAUCGCUCAGGCUUUAUCUGAAUACAACAGGCAGUAUAAAGACAAGGAAGAAGAACACCAGAGUGGUUUUUUCUCAGCUUUAACAAAUAUGGUGGGCAGCAUGUUCAUAGCAGAUGCCCAUGAGAAAAUCUCAGUACAAACCAACGAGGCCAUUCUUCUGGCACUUUAUGAAGCUGUUCAUUUGAAUCGCAACUUCAUCACAGUGUUAGCUCAGAGUCAUCCAGAAAUGGGCUUGGUGACCACCCCAGUCAGUCCCAUUCCAACAGCUCCGGUCACACCACUCGGGACCACACCACCGUCCUCUGAUGUUAUAAGUUCUGUGGAACUCCCACUGGAUGCAGAUGUACAGACCAGUAAUCUACUGAUAACCUUCUUAAAGUAUAGCUCAAUUGUCAUGCAAGAUACCAAAGAUGAACACAGGCUUCAUAGUGGCAAGCUCUGUCUGAUUAUCCUUACAUGUAUUGCAGAGGAUCAGUAUGCCAAUGCAUUUUUGCAUGAUGACAACAUGAAUUUUCGAGUAAACUUACAUAGAAUGCCCAUGAGACACAGGAAGAAGGCAGCAGACAAGAAUCUUCCCUGCCGUCCUUUAGUAUGUGCAGUAUUGGAUCUGAUGGUAGAAUUUAUUGUAACACAUAUGAUGAAGGAGUUUCCUAUGGAUCUCUACAUACGCUGCAUUCAGGUGGUACAUAAACUGCUUUGCUACCAGAAGAAGUGUCGAGUCCGGCUGCAGUACACAUGGCGGGAGCUCUGGUCAGCCCUGAUAAAUUUGCUGAAGUUCCUUAUGUCAAAUGAAACUGUACUUUUGGCCAAGCACAACAUUUUUACAUUAACCCUUAUGAUUGUGAAUCUGUUUAACAUGUUUAUCACAUAUGGUGACACAUUCCUACCGACCCCCAGCAGCUAUGAUGAACUUUAUUAUGAGAUUAUUCGCAUGCACCAGAGCUUUGACAACCUCUAUUCCAUGGUCCUGAGGCUUUCUACCAAUGCGGGCCAGUGGAAGGAAGCAGCUAGCAAGGUGACCCAUGCAUUGGUUAAUAUCAGAGCCAUCAUCAACCACUUUAAUCCCAAAAUUGAAUCCUACGCUGCUGUGAAUCACAUAUCCCAACUGUCAGAGGAGCAGGUGCUAGAGGUGGUGCGAGCCAACUAUGACACGCUCACGCUGAAGCUGCAGGACGGCCUGGACCAGUACGAGCGCUACUCAGAGCAGCACAAGGAAGCUGCCUUCUUCAAGGAGCUGGUCCGAUCCAUUAGCACCAACGUCCGGAGGAACCUGGCCUUCCACACACUCAGCCAGGAGGUCCUGCUGAAGGAGUUCUCCACUAUCUCCUGAGACCCCGCCUCCUGACAGCCACCAGCUGCCCUUAUUCAUGAGACUCCUGGGCUAGAGAGGGAGAAGGGGCUGCCUCUGAGGUUGGAGAGAAACACAGACAACAAGGUCUUUGAUGAAGGCUGCACUUCAGUGGAGCUUGGACAGCAGCAGGAAGCCAGGGGCUCUUAUUUGGGGAGGAAUGGGAGGGCAAAGGGAGACACAUGUAAGGAUGUGGGGGCUCCAGAGUGGGCCCCCCGGACACGCUCUCACAUUUCCAGUUGAGACUGCAGGAGUUGGUGGACUAAGCCCUAGGUGGUGCCAACAUCCCAAAGUCCAGUGGCUUUUUGCAGGGUUCUGAACAAAUCAACUUUCAGAUACCUGGAACUCCCUCCUGCUUUCUUUGGGCCUGGAGCUAAGUGGGGCUUGAAGUAUGUGCCCCUUGCCCUACAGGUGAUUGGUGCAGUCAUCUUAGCUCUAGCUCAGGGUUGACUUCUCUGAGAAACCAGAGAUUGGAAUCUGCCCAGAGCUCUGCUGUCCAGCCACCACUUGGUAGAUUUUAGUUUUGGCACCAGGAGUUCCUGUUAGCUUUCUCCUGCCUUCCAACCCAUGGACUCAUCAGCACAAUAGGCUCUUAGCCCUCACUUUUUUAUUUGUUUGUUUGUUUGUUUUUGGUGCCGGGGAUCGAACUCAGGACCUUGAAGGCAGUGGAACCACUGAGCUAAAUCCCCAGGUUUCACUUUUUAUUUUUAGUCUGCUUUAAACUGUCUAUGAGUGUGUGUGAAAUAAACACUGACAGGUUUUCGGACCCCUCAAGGUGCCUACUUUGCUAGUUCCCUUCCCAGCAGCUUCCCCUACCCCAGCCAGCCCUCCACAGGGAGCCUCUCCUGCCUCUGAGCUCCCCUCCAAGUGUUCCACUCCCUCACCCUGCUGCUGUUUACAUCCAGCCUGCCUGAGAAUUUCCUCUGGGGAGGAGUCUGAUCCUGCUGCAGUCUGGUGCUUGGGAAGGAAAGAACCCGCUGGGUGCAGGGUACCAUCCAUCUAAGAGAGGCUGGGUGAGCACUGUACCUGCCAAACUCGGGUGGGCCACGGGCAGAUCUCCUGGCCUUGGGAAAGCUGGCCUGUGCUCUUCCUUCGGGUAGCCUCAAUGGGACCACUGUAGGCUCUCCCUGCUACCCCACUGCUGCCUCCAAAAUAGCUGCAGCUCUGAGAUCAUCCCUUUCUAAAGUACUUUUAAAGCCCUCAGGAUGGUAGGCAGGAA
Molecule: messenger RNA, 3313 nt
Organism: Fukomys damarensis (Damara mole-rat)
Lineage: Eukaryota; Metazoa; Chordata; Mammalia; Rodentia; Bathyergidae
Gene: Armh3
Product: armadillo like helical domain containing 3
Exons: 25
Coding region: 7-2076 (689 amino acids)
Biological process (GO): regulation of Golgi organization
Cellular component (GO): cytosol
Source: RefSeq, a predicted model, not a curated record